AUGAGUUUCCAGUCGUUCGUGGACAUGAUGCAAGGAGGAGGAGGAGGAGGAUUUCAGCAGCAAAAAAGCACGACCUCUUCUUCUUCUUCUCCCUCGUCGGUGGUGGUGGAAACGAACGCGAUGAUACCUUUGCAAGCCGCUUCUGCGCAACAAAAUCAACAACAAAUAAAGACGAAUACGAACAAAAGAAAAUUUCUGAAAACGAGUCUCAUCGUCUGCGGAUGGUUCGCAUCGACGGUGCUUUUGAUUUCCUUCAACAAAAUCUUAAUGCGAGACGGGAGCAAGUUUCGAUUGCCGAUAUUUCUGACGUUCAUGCACAUGUGCGUGGCGUACGUGUGCUGCGAGAUUGUGCUGAGUUUCAAAGAGCGGAGUUUAGUCGUCGCUGCGUUUAAUAGUAGUAGUGGAAGUAGUGGAAGUAGUAGUGGAAGUAAUAAGAGUAGCAAUAGCGCUUUUAGAGUGAGCGCUCGACAGCAGUUGCAAUCGAACAGGCAGUUUUGGAAGAUUUUUGCCUUGAGUCAAACGUUCGCGGUGUCCAUCGUCGCCGCGGUGGCGUCUUUGGAGUAUUUGGAGGUGUCGUUCGAGCAAGCGAUUGCGGCGUGCACGCCGGCGGUCACGGCGUUUAUGGGGAUGGUGAUUUUACGGAAGAAAGAGCAUUGGCGGGUGUGGGCGAGUCUAACACCGGUUAUUUUGGGUGGGAUGGUCACCGCGGGUGCGGAGCCGACGUUUCACGCGAAAGGUUUGGCGUUAGUUUUGGCGAGCAUGGUCGCUAGAGCGACGAAGAGUUGUUUGCAAGAGUUGUUGUUGAGCAGCGCGGAAUCGGAAGGAGGCGUUAGUAAAGACGGAGUCGUCCAACAAUCGGAAAAGUUAGAUUCGUUGAAUUCGUUGCGAUGGAUGAGUUUAAUGUCCGUGUGCACGUUGCUUCCCGCCUCUGUUGAGUUCGAAGGCGUGUGCGCCAUCAAAGCCGCCUUACGAUCUGCUUACGAAGAAAACGAUUUAGCCUGGGCGCUCUGCGCCAACUGCGCAGGCGCGUUUUUAGUCAACAUCAGCCAAUUUUUAGUGACGCAACACGUCGGCGCGUUGAGCAUGCAAGUUCUCGGUAACGUAAAAACCAUAGUCACGGUUGUCUUUUCCGUGGUUAUAUUCAAAAAUGUCGUCGGUUUACGAUCCAUGCUCGGGUACGCGUUGACUUUAAUCGGAUGUUUCGUAUACUUGCGAGAGAAGCGAAGACGGGAGGCGAUUGAAAACAACAACAACAUCAACAACGAGCUCGUCGCACCUCUCGUCGGGAACACCGAAAACCAGGUUUAG
Molecule: messenger RNA, 1308 nt
Organism: Bathycoccus prasinos
Lineage: Eukaryota; Viridiplantae; Chlorophyta; Mamiellophyceae; Mamiellales; Bathycoccaceae
Exons: 1
Coding region: 1-1308 (435 amino acids)
Cellular component (GO): Golgi apparatus
Molecular function (GO): antiporter activity
Source: RefSeq, a predicted model, not a curated record